Aureococcus anophagefferens is the source of this 2817-nucleotide messenger RNA. RefSeq lists its product as hypothetical. NCBI's taxonomy places the organism in Eukaryota, Pelagophyceae, Pelagomonadales, Pelagomonadaceae. The transcript is spliced from 4 exons. Bases 1 to 2817 code for a protein of 938 amino acids. The record is from RefSeq and is a predicted model, not a curated record.
AUGGUCGCGUGCUCCGGCCGCGUCCGUUCGAGCCCCACCGCCGCCUGGCACGCCUGCGACGGCGAUGCAAGCCACGACGCGAGCAAGACCGAGCUCAAGCACGCGAUUCGGUUCUCGAUGACCGACAAGGGCCUGGAGGAGCACUCGUUCGUCGAGAGCGGCGACAGCGGCAAGUACAAGCUCUGCGGCGACUGCGCGGUCGUCGUCCUCCGGGCCAUGCUGUCCAAGUCGCCGCUCAAGUGCGAGAAGACGGGCAAGAAGGGAACCAUCGCGAACCAGACGUUCAUCAGCGACGUGCUGAAGAUGACGUCGAUGAAGGACAAGACGCAGAGCCCCUGGCCCACGGGCGCCGCGCGGACGGCCGACGCGCUCUUCGCCGAGUGCGAGCACGACAUCGAGAAGGAGAAGAAGCCCGCCGAGGCCAUGGAUGAUGACGACGAGGACGAGCCGCGCGCGCGCCGCGUCACUGAGAAAUUCGUCGAGGCCAAGGCCGACGGCGACGGCGACCUCCUCGACAAGCUCUGGCCCAUGGCGCGGCCCUUCUUGCCCAAGAGGACCCUCACGUACAACGUCCUCGUGGUCACGUGCCUCGUCAUCCUCAAGCACAACGGCCACAAGGUCUCCGCGCCGUGGGACGCGUACUUCGAGGGCCAGGAGGUCCUGCGCUGGAUCGCGCGCCUCUACCCGAGCAUCGGCAAGUCCCUGUACAAGGAGCUCCUCGGCCAGGCCACGCCCAAGGACGAGCGCUGGGACAUCAAGUCCAAGAACCUCGUGUUCUUGCCGUCCUACAAGCAGCUCAAGGACUACGCGGGGACGCCGUACACGCUCCGCUCCGUGCUCACGCUCGGCGCGAACGACACCAUCAUCAGCGCGAUCUCCACCUUCAAGACCGCGGGCGUCGACCCGUGCGUCGUCGCGGUCACCUUCGACAAGGUGCACGUGAACAAGCAGUCGAUGAUCGUGUACGAGGACGGCGAGCCCUACCUGCUCGGCGGCGCGACGCGUUCUGACCUCCAGGGCGCCAUGCUCAAGUACAGCGACCUCGCCGGCAAGUCGCUGGUGCCCGAGGCCGAGCUCGCCGACGGCUUCCUGACGCUCGUGCUCUCGGACAUGUUCAAGAAGACGCCCCACGGCAUCUUCGUGAAGGCGCUGCCGAUCGGCGCGGAGAACGCGGAGCUGCUCUACGCGGUCGCGGACAGCGCCGAGUGGGACGACGGGCCGACGUUCGGCGCCACGAACCCGAUGGUCGGCGCGCUGCGCGGCGCGGCGCCGCGGCGCGCGUCGGACAGCAAGCCACCGGAACUCGCCGCUCCUCCGCCGCCGCCGGGCUUCGACGUCGAGGACCCGCAGCGGCGCGCGUCGGCGCCGGAGCGCGCGUCCGACGCGGAGGCUCCGGGCCUCCGGCGCACGUCGGCGCCGGCGUCGACGCGCGCCGCCCUUUCGGCGCCGGCGUCGACGCGCGUCCCCGAAGCGAGCCGCGGCGACGCGCUGCGGCGCGACAUCUCCGCGCUGGACCGCGAGGUCCAGGCCGUGCUCUCGAAGCGCUCCCCCCACAAGCGGCAGACGGUCAUGGGCAAGGCCUGGCACGCGGCCGUGACGGCGCUCGUGGAGCGGGAAAAGGAGGAGAUCGCGCUCCGCGCCUGGGAGAACGCCAUCGACUUCGGGAGCUCGUCGGCGGGCCUCUCCAUCUACCUCGUCGCGGCCGUCACGGAGUCGCGGCGCCGCGACAUCGGCAAGUGCAUCUUCCUCGUCGUCCUCUGCUUCACGGUGCAGUGCGUCCUGCUCGUGUCCAUCACCUGCGAGUUCAUCGAGGGCCCGGCGACCAUCGUCGCGCCGGGCUUCCAGCCGCACGUCAACGACGGCACCCUCCGGCGCAAGUGGGCGCGGCACGUCGCCGCCGACGCGGCCGCGGCCGCGCUCCUGUCGCUCAUCGUCUGGAUCAUGUGGGUCAAGUUCAACGGCCUGCGCGUCUACCGCAUCUACUGGGAGGGCCGCCGCGUCCGCCGCUGGGUCCUCGUCUUCGCGAUGCUCGCCAAGGUCGCGCUCCCGCGUCCCGAGAGCGUCACGCUCAUCUUCUGCUCCUGCUUCAUCACCUACAUGCUCUUCCGCGGCGACAACGCGCUCCUGUCGAUGAUCCUGAACGUCAUGAAGAUCCAGUACGUGAACCGGCUCGACACGGAGGUCGUGCGCAUCGGCCGCGAGGCGCCGCGCCUCGGCUGCGUCAUCGGCGACGCCGAGGACCUGACGGCGAGCGUCGCGCGCGACCUGCGCAAGCGGGACCUGCCGAAGACGCUGACGAAGAUCGAGUCGGCCAGCUUCGCGACGAUCCGCAAGCUCGCGCGCGUGCGCCUCUCGCAGGCCAUCCUCGAGUGCGUCUUCCGCGUCUGCCGCCUCGCGUUCCGGAUCUGCGCGUUCGCGCUCCUGUUGACGUGCGCGACGGGCGGCCACAUCGCGCACAUCCACUUCCGCAACGUGCUCUGGUUCCUCACGCUCCUGAAGCAGCGCUACCCGUCGGAGUCGUCGGAGUACCUCCACGUCUUCAUCGUCGACUCGCCGAAGACGGACGUCAAGUACUCCGUCAUCGUCUGGAUCAUGGUCGCCGCCGUCGCGUGCCUCGCGCGCCUCGGCCGGCUCUGCUGCAAGACGUGCUGCAAGCGCGUCGGCAAGGGGCCCUGCCAGGCCGUCGCGCGGGCGCUGUCGCUGCGCCGCGAGCGCUCGGCGACGACGACGCGCGAGAGCCCCGAGGCCCUCGACCUCGAGCUCGCGCCGGCGCGGCGGGCCCGCGCGCCGACCCUCGGCGCCAUGGACGACUGCUAA